Messenger RNA from Elgaria multicarinata webbii, 1697 nucleotides. RefSeq names its product actin-binding protein WASF3-like. Gene Ontology annotation, cellular component: SCAR complex; cytoskeleton. The record is from RefSeq and is a predicted model, not a curated record. Lineage: Eukaryota; Metazoa; Chordata; Lepidosauria; Squamata; Anguidae. The transcript is spliced from 8 exons. Gene Ontology annotation, biological process: positive regulation of Arp2/3 complex-mediated actin nucleation; actin cytoskeleton organization. The coding region runs from base 1 to 1524 and encodes 507 amino acids. Gene Ontology annotation, molecular function: actin binding; Arp2/3 complex binding; protein kinase A regulatory subunit binding.
AUGCCCUUGGUGAAGAGGAAUAUCGAGCCUCGUCACCUUUGCCGGGGAGCCCUUCCGGAUGGGGUGACCAGCGAGUUGGAAUGCGUGACCAACAGCACUUUAGCAGCGAUCAUCAAGCAGCUGGGAAGCCUCAGUAAGCACGCUGAAGACAUUUUUGGAGAACUGUUCAAUGAAGCCAAUAGUUUCUACAUGCGGAUGAAUUCCUUGCAGGAGCGAGUGGAUCUUCUGGUGAUCAAGGUCACUCAGUUGGACUCCACUGUAGAAGAAGUUUCGCUGCAAGAUAUCAAUAUGCGGAAAGCCUUCAAGAGCUCUACUAUUCAGAACCAGCAGGUGGUCUCUCGCAACUCUAUCCCAAACCCUGUGAUGGAGAUGUACCAGCGCUGUGAUAAACCUCCGCCACUCAACAUUCUCACGCCAUAUCGAGAUGACAAGAAAGAUGGUUUAAAAUUCUACACCGACCCUUCUUAUUUCUUCAACUUGUGGAAAGAGAAGAUGUUGCAAGCCACAGAGGAUAAGAGGAAAGAGAAACGCCGGCAGAAGGAGCAACGGCUCGUAGAGGACUCGACCCGGGAAGUGAAGAAAGUGCGGAAAGCCCGCAAUCGGCGGCUGGAGUGGAACAUGAUGGCGUACGAUAAAGAAUUCCGACCCGAUAACAGGUUCUCACCAUCCCCAUAUCACAUGGCCUCCUCGGAAGGAUCACUAUCCCCAGAUAAUAGAUCUUAUGCGUCCGAUGCAGCUGAUCACUCAUACCCGGCCAGCCCUAACCAUCCUGCCCAGCAGAUAUUAGCGCCAGCCUCACACCUGUCAGCAGACAACAAAGAGGUCAUCCUGGUGGCUAGCCAGGUGCAGGAGCAUGUCUACAGGCCCUCGGCAGCAGGAAGCCGGCAGAACAGUCUCAAUCGGGUUCAGCAGCCCCAUGUGCCACCGCCGCCAGAGACUAUGCUAAAUGGACCCAGACCUCAGAUGGUCAAGGAUUAUGGCCCCCAACCAGUGCCGAUGGCCGAGUACUUCGUGCCCCCUGCUCCCCCUCCCCCUCCCCCAGUCAUCCCCUCUGCUCAGACGGCCUUCGACAGCCCCAUCUCUGCCCCUCCAGCCAUGGCUCCCAGCGCCUCUGUGGCACACUCCUCUUAUGCCCCUUCCCCUCCCCCAGCUCCCCCCUGCCCCUAUUCUGCUUCCCCCCCUCAGACUGGCCCCAUGGGGCCUCCUGUCGCACCACCCCCUCCUCCCCCCGGCCCCCCAACAGUGACCGCCUCGCCAGCUCACUCGGCGUCUCCCCCUGCCGUCACGGUAGAACCGCGGAAGCCUCAGGUUCCCCUGAUCCCCAUGAGCGAUGCCCGGAGCGACCUGCUUGCCGCCAUCCGCAGGGGCAUUCAGCUCCGGAAGGUUCAAGAGCAAUGGGAGCAGGAGGCAAAGAAAGAGCCAGUGGGCAAUGACGUGGCCACGAUCCUCUCCCGCAGGAUCGCGGUGGAGUACAGUGAAUCAGACGACGACUCUGAACUGGACGAGAACGAGUGGUCCGAUUGACCACAGGGCGGAAGCACUUCCUUUAGGGUGGAGGGGGUCUCCCAUGUUCUUCUUGCCACCUUUCCACAACCAGGUGUGUGUGACUGGGCAUCUCUGCAGGUAAAUUGACAUGGUUUGCCGGCAGCUCGUGUUCAGGAGCUUUGCUUUCGUGCCAUGUUGCGUUGUUGAAACUU